CGUAUCUGUCAAAAUGUUGACAGUUUUAAAAUACCCGCGAGUGCAUUUUUGAUAGUUUAAAAUGUCGGUCCCAGUAAUAGCAGCGCUUAGACAACCAAAGCAUGUGAAUAAACCUAAGAAAUUGAAGAAAUUCGAUGAUGAUUACGUUAUAAUAACAAUGAAAGAUGAUAAGAAAUUGGUAGUCAGUUCAGACGGCUACCACGGUAUUGUUAAAAUGAAUGAAAAGCUUGUCUGCGUUCUUUGCAACUACGAAAUUAAUUUGGACGAGAAAGAGAAGGCAGAUCAUAAAGUUAAGAAAACCCAUUUGAAAACGCUGACUUUGUUUCCUCAUGUAGAAAGUUUCCGUGACAAUCUGAUACGUCAGUUAAAUAAAAAUGGAUGUUAUUGCACUAUCUGUAAUGUGAUGGUGUCAACACAUUAUUUGAUGUGUCAUGUCGAUGGAGAGCAACACAAGCAGGAACUUGAGAAGGCAGUUAUAAGAGCAACAACAUAUAAACCUAAAUAAACUAAUCAAUCCAUCA
Papilio polytes (common Mormon) is the source of this 521-nucleotide messenger RNA. RefSeq lists its product as uncharacterized. The transcript has 2 exons. Lineage: Eukaryota; Metazoa; Arthropoda; Insecta; Lepidoptera; Papilionidae. The record is from RefSeq and is a predicted model, not a curated record. The coding region runs from base 62 to 505 and encodes 147 amino acids.